AUGUUUGCUCUACGGGAGUGUAAAACAACCCAGCUUGAAGAGCGCCUCAACCGCCUGGUCAACACCCUACGCGUUUCAAGAAACGUGUCUACCCUCCCUAGUGGCCCAUCUACCGGCCAGCCAGUACUACCAGGCCCAUCAAGACACUCGUACCCAAUCUCCAACCCGCCAGUCUCCCUGCUCUCAGGACAGCCAGUGCCCGCAGACUUCUACUCCCAGAGCCGCGUCUCCCCCUGGGACGUCGAAGACCUCGCCGACAUCAGACCUAUUAACAUCCCCGAGACCUACAACUCCUUCGUGCCCCCGACAUGCAUAUGCAAGCCAGAGCCGGGGGAAGCCCCGCCUCCUCCCGACACGGACGAGAACCUCCUCAAGAUCUACCGGACCAAGCUGGCGCCGUGCUUUCCCUUCGUGUUGGUACCGGAUGACGUCUCCGCCACCACGCUCGGGGCGACGAGGCCGUUUCUGAUGGCUGCUAUCCGCAUGGUCUCAUCGUACCGCAGCAUGAAGUCGAUGCGCGGACAAAUGUAUCGUCUUUUGAACCAUGUUGCUGAUCACAUGCUCCUUCGAUCCGAGAGGUCGUUUGAUUUGCUGCUUGGUUUGGUGGUCAUGCUGGGCUGGUUUCAUCAACACUGUAUCGCUCACGCUCAGCUUAACCAGCUUGUUUCUCUGGCUGCGUGCCUUGUUGGGGAGCUCGGGCUGAAGAGGAGCCCCUGUUUGCCUGAAAGGACGAGGUUGUUGGUCAUGCGGCCGUGGGAGUUGCGGGAACGCACAAAUGAGGAGCGGAGGUUGUUGUUGGCAGUGUGGUAUUUGAGUUCUUGCAUCUCGAUGGAUAUCCACCAGAUUGACCCCAUGAGAUAUUCGGGGUACAUGCAACAAUGUUUACGAGAACUUGAAGAGGAUGUAGAGUUCCAGUCAGACAUACACCUUGCCUACAUUGUUCGGAUCCAAAAGCUCUGCGAGAGGAUCUCUGAUCUGAGGUCAAAAGACUAUCUAGAUGAGGAGGGGGACGAGAGUACUCGAGCACCUCUUUCAGCCUACGUCUCUGGGUUCAGAGCCGAACUCAACAAAUUGCAAGCCAGCAUGCCUGCUACCUUGAAAAACAACGCCUACCUUCAAGUGCGUAUGGCCACCCUCCGCCUCCGCAUCCACGAACCUCCCAGAAUCGACGCCGAGCUCCUCGCCUCCCUUUCCAAAUCCCUUGACUCCAUCAGCGCAGGCUCAACAUCCGCCCUCGACGCCUUCUACCAAUCCAAUACAGCCCUGAAAGGCUGGUUCGAAACCUGGCUCUCAGUUCCCCAGGAGUUCUUCUACUGCAUACCCAUCUCGAUAGCCUCUCACAUGGUCUACGCCGUCAUGAUGAUGAGCCGCUGGUCCUGGCUUACAACAAGAGGCAAAACAUCGCCCGAGCCGCAGACGGACCCCGCAGAUCCGUCAGAGGAUAACCCCAACGUCGCGCUGGCGGCCAUGGAAGCCGCUAUCAGCCCCAAUACCCCCGCGUCGACGUCGACCCCGUCGGCUGAGACGAAGGGAUCUUCGCCGUGGCAGACGACGUUGCCUGAUAAGGAUCUGCCUCAGGUGCUGGCGGCCCUGAAGGCUCGGCUUUCGACACAGCCUGACCUUAUGCUCGAUGUGGAGGGGUACCUCAACCGGAUCGUCGCCCAGCUGCAGACCAUUGACGCGCUGUACUCUGAAAUGUCAGUCGACGAAGGCGAGUGGCGCGGGAAUAUCUGGAGUCUGGGCGCGACAAAAGUCAAGAUUGCGAUGUUGAGACAGCAGAGGUGGUCCAAGGUCAUUGCUGCGCAGGCGGAGGAGCGGGAGUUGGAGAUCCAUAGCGCGGCAGGGGAGCAGCUUGGGCUGGGGGAGAUUGAGAUGCAGGAGAACUUCCUUGCAUCGUUGCAGAUGCCUGAGUGGGAUGCGAGUAUGGUCUGGGAUCCGCACAGGUAUUAUAAUCCAAUGCCCGAGGACCCGGCGCUCUGGACUGAUGUUCCUGGGGAUCAGGAUUGGGGGGCGGGUGUGAAUGGGAUGGGGGGGAUGGGGUCGCUUGGCCAGAUGCCGGAGGGGAGAUAUAUGUAA
Messenger RNA from Colletotrichum phormii, 2076 nucleotides. RefSeq lists its product as uncharacterized. Gene Ontology annotation, molecular function: transcription cis-regulatory region binding; DNA-binding transcription factor activity, RNA polymerase II-specific. The transcript is spliced from 4 exons. Gene Ontology annotation, biological process: regulation of DNA-templated transcription. Lineage: Eukaryota; Fungi; Ascomycota; Sordariomycetes; Glomerellales; Glomerellaceae. Bases 1 to 2076 code for a protein of 691 amino acids. Gene Ontology annotation, cellular component: nucleus. The record is from RefSeq and is a predicted model, not a curated record.